AUGGAUGAACGUGCAUCGACCUGCUCUCCUAGGCAGACCUUUCUGGGGAAACUCAAGAGAAACAUGAUGGUUCAGACGUCAAAGAGGAAGCGUAAGCAUGAAACUGAGGCCAGGAGGAAAUUUGGUGCCAGUUCUAAAAUCCCCAUAAGGUUGACCAGCUGUAUUUUCCAGAGGCCAGUUAGCAGAAUCACUUCCCACCCAGGCAAUGAGGUCCGAUGCAAUCAAUGGGAGGCGAAGUUGAAGAAGUGCCAAUGGGUGUGCACAUACAGGCGACUGCAAGGACUCCAGGCCUGCAGCACCACAGGAGAGCUGUUCAGUACUUUGGACUUCUCAGAUGCAUCACAAAUAAUUGCACUAGGUAGUCCAGUUAAUGAUGUAGGUCCAUUAACCUACACGGAACCCACUCCAGUCCAGUACUCAAAUGUGGCAGAGAUCAUCCCAGGUGUGGGCAUGUGUCUCUCACAUAUUCUCAGUGGGCAAUUGGUGACUCCUGUAGAUAUCAGGAGACAGACACAGAAAGUCAAGAAAGCAAGGGAGAGACUGGCUCUGGCCUUGAGGGCAGACAGACUUGCCAGGGAGGCAGAGAGAGCCAGGAGUCAAGAGGGACGUCCUGAAAACUAG
This is a messenger RNA of Chrysochloris asiatica (Cape golden mole), 621 nucleotides long. Its product is annotated as putative methyl-CpG-binding domain protein 3-like 3-like. Bases 1 to 621 code for a protein of 206 amino acids. The transcript has a single exon. Lineage: Eukaryota; Metazoa; Chordata; Mammalia; Afrosoricida; Chrysochloridae. The record is from RefSeq and is a predicted model, not a curated record.